Molecule: messenger RNA, 1843 nt
Organism: Psammomys obesus (fat sand rat)
Lineage: Eukaryota; Metazoa; Chordata; Mammalia; Rodentia; Muridae
Product: acrosomal protein SP-10-like
Exons: 4
Coding region: 1139-1843 (234 amino acids)
Source: RefSeq, a predicted model, not a curated record
AAGACAGAUGAGAUACAACAUGCCUCCUUGGCUUACUUUAGAAAUGGUAACCCCAGAAUGAUCAUUUCCUUCAGAUGAUAAAAGUUAUAAGCUAGCAGAGGAAGAUCCAGAAAAGAUAAGUUAUCCAUUCCUUCCCUCAGGAAAUUUACUAUGUACCUAUUACAUAGCAAGCUUGCUGCCAGGUACUAGAACUACAAUGGUGAAGACAGACAAGGUCCCUACUUUACAAGGGCUUAAAAGUUUGAUGGGGGAAAGAAAUUUAGAUAAUCAUAACCUAAGUUUAGGUCCAAUACUCAGUAGAACAUGGAACAAAGUGGUUCCAAAAGUGGGACAUGAGAUGGUGGCUAGAUGAUCUUUGCCACCCUGAGUUGUAGCUUUAUUGCAGACAGAUGUCUCGCCUCAUCUACUCAGUUUGGCUAGCUUCUGGAUAAAAUCACAGGUCAAGGUACUUAACUGUCCCUUGAAUAGAAAAUUUAAAAAGCAAAAGUUGGGGCACACAGUCAUCAGAAGCUGGAAACCAUUAUUAUCCUUAAGUUGAAGUAGGAAGGGAAAACACAUUCCUAUAGCCUAGUCAAAGUUGGGGUCAUUGGAGAAAGGACACCCAAAAGGUAAAGUGUAAAGACUCAGCCUGUAGCAACUAUGGUACCUUCUGCCCUCCAAUCUUAUGACUAACUGCAGUCUGAAGGAAAACCCACUCAGUACUCAGCUAACCUCAGCAGAGAUCAGUCUUCCAGAGUACAGACCAGAGCUAUGAAAUGCUUACUUAGAGUCAAACAGAAAGUAAGCAGGUUAGUAGAGUUCACUGCUCACAACCCUCUAAGAAAAAGUGCUAUCUUUUACAAUUCACUAAAAGAACAUGUGUGUUCUGAUAACAUUUUUUUGUUUGUUUUGGAAGCUACUCCUAAUACACUAUUCUACACACAGAAAAUACUAAUGAGUCUUCAUUAGUGGCAUUGCCAUGGGUUACAGGCCAGCCUGCCUGAACAGGACAUAACAGACACAACCCAUUGUGAGAACACAUGGGUUAUUUCUCAAGUUCUAGAAUUCCCAGAGGUUCUGACUCAACACUGGGAGUGUCUGCUCAGUUUGUUCUCAGCUCUGGAGUGUGCCCACCAGAAAUCUCUUUUCCCAAAUCAGAAUGAAGGAGUUAAUCUUACUGAGUCUUUAUGUGCUCGGAUCAGCCAGAGGAGUACCACCAGGUCAGCCUGAUGAGCUUCUUGAAUCUCCAGACAAGCAAGCUUCUGUUCAGCAACUUUCAAGUGAGUAUUUCUCAUUUGCAAACCCUUCAGAUGUCGAGGCUUUAUAUGAAACUCCUUCAGGUGAGAAAAGCCUAAAUGAUCACAGUUCAAGUGAACAUGAAUCAAGUGAGGAUGCUACAGGUGAACACUCUUCAGAACAGUCUUCAGGCGAGCACACUUCAGGCGAACACACUUCAAAUGAACAGUCUUCAGGCGAUUCAAAUGACGUGACCUCAGAAGCAGCUGCAAGUGACAUUUCAAAUGAAAAGGCCGAGGAAGCAGGCGAGGCUUCUGGCGAAGGGUCUUCAGCUGAGAAGGCAAAUGAUGGUAUGAGUACGGCAUUUCCAAGCACAUCUUCAGGCGUAGUAAUAAAUUGCCACACAUGUGCUUAUAUGAAUGAUGAUGGAAAAUGUCUUCGUGGAGAAGGAAUAUGCACCACUCAAAAUUCCCAGCAGUGCAUGUUAAAGAAGAUCUUUGAAGGUGGAAAACUCCAGUUCAUGGUUCAAGGCUGUGAGAAUAUGUGCCCAUCUAUGAACCUCUUCUCUCAUGGAACAAGAAUGCAAAUUAUGUGCUGUCAGAAUGAACCUCUCUGCAACAAGAUCUAG